Diceros bicornis minor is the source of this 3474-nucleotide messenger RNA. RefSeq names its product RAD51 associated protein 2 (gene RAD51AP2). The record is from RefSeq and is a predicted model, not a curated record. The coding region runs from base 1 to 3474 and encodes 1157 amino acids. NCBI's taxonomy places the organism in Eukaryota, Metazoa, Chordata, Mammalia, Perissodactyla, Rhinocerotidae. The transcript is spliced from 3 exons.
AUGUCGCUCACGCACCCCACGCCGCGCGUUGCCGAGCUCUGGGAGCCUCCCUCCCCUUUACUGCCUCCUGAGGACCCUGAUUCUCAACCACCCAGUAGUAAGCGGCUCCGUCUUGAGGAGCCUGGCGGUGUCUCUGAGGCAGGGUGGAGGCUGCCUUUGGUGCCUCGCUUGUCUAAGGUGGAGAAAGUCUGGGAGUUGUCGCCCAGGCCCUUCACAGUGCCCCGUGUUUCAGCGAAUGCGAUUUUUGAUAACUCCACAGACUCGUGUGUGGAGAAAUCAGUCAGUGGGAAGCAGCUGCGUAAUCUGGGAUGCCAAAAGAGCAAAUCUGAGAUGAAGAGUUGUUCGCAGUCUCUUCCCUCACAAAGUUUUGAUUCUGGUUUGACGGCUUCCAGAAGGUCUUCUGAACCAGGACCGUACGUCAGAGAGGUUUUCAGCGUGCACUGCGGUGACAGAGCCCAAGCAGCGGCUGGUCAGCUUCUGCCCAACGCCUCUAGACGCGAUGUGCAUGGAGUUAAAAACGAGGAUGGAGAACGAUGUUUAGUUCAAGGGAGAGACGAUAGUCAGAAAGACAAUAGUUAUAUAAAACAGACAGAAAAUCUAUUUUUAGAUGUUACCUUCUAUAAGGAAAGGAAAUCAACAUUUCAUGAAAUUAAGAACAGAUGUAAAGCUGACAGAGUUAUGCCAUCAAAUAAGAAAGAAAAUAACAUUUCAGCAUCUACACUAAAAAUAUCAAAAUCUCAAAACCAGCCCAGCACGGAAAUUGUCAAACCCAGCUAUUUUGGAGAUAGCAGCACAAUAAGUAUCCCUGAGUUCCCAACUGAUUUAAAUAGCAAAAUGUCCUCUGUCUAUUUAAAGGAAAUAGCAAAGAAAAGGAAUGACAAAAAUGAGGCAUAUGUUAGAAAUUUCACAAACAUUUACUGGUCCCGAAAUAGACCUGAUGUUAAGAAGCAAAAGUUACAGAAUGAUAAAAAAAUUGUGGAUGCAGAAAAUGUUUUUUCUGAAUGUUCUGAAGGUAACCACCAGUCACUCAGCAACCAAGAUAUUUGCGUGAAAAAAAAAAACUUGAUCAGUUUAAACUACUAUAACCACAGUAGUAUCAAGUCUGAUGUAAGAGACUCUGAAAAGAAUUGCACUAUAAUACUAGAAAAUACAAAUUGGGAAGAAGCAGAAACAUGCUUGGACAGUUACAUAUCUACCAGAUUGGAAAAAUCUCAAAGGUCAAACCGUAAUAUUAGACAUAUUUUGAGAAACAGCGAAAAUUAUUGGAUUAGAGAUAAUUACAAGACUAAAUGUGAAAAUAUGAAAAAAACUGGAGAAAAAGGGAAUUUGCUACAAUUAUUAGAAAUAGAUCUUUUAAGCAAAGAAGAUUAUUACGAUACAAAAACCAUGAAUAUACAUGAAGAACAAUCAAAGCUUCUCAUGAGAGGAACAUUGGGUAACCAAAAAGCUGUAAUAAAAUUUUUUUGGUUAAAUGGUAAAGGAGAAAACAAUAAUGUACUACAAUCGAGAUAUACUACACAAAAAAACUGUCGCUUGAGCAACAUUUUUGAAAGUUGCAUCCCAGAAAUUUUUUAUUUCCACAAAAGUAUAUCAGGAAAUCAAAAAGAUAACAGUAUUUUAACCUGGUAUGAAAUUUUGAAGCGUCAAAAGCAAAUUGAUGUUCAAAAUCUAAUAAUUAGGAAGAUGAAUGUCAAUAGAAAAAAUAUUUUAAGCCUUUAUUUACAAACCAGUGUUUCAGACCCUCUAAAUAUCAUAUUGAAAGCCAACAUAGCUUCUUUGCUCAAUAACUUUGCUUCUUUAACAAGAAUUGAAAAUGAUUCUAAAUUAGAAGAGGGAUUUAUUUUCAAAAGGAUAGUGUAUUUGAAUUAUUCAAAAAAUAUUUUAGUGGAAAAUCAUACUGUAUAUCUAGUAAGGACUUUAACUUUUUCAAGAUUAUUGGAAAAUAAUAUGAAACCUAUGUUAGAGAAAAGAAGGCUAUUUAAAAAUGGACAAGUUUUUGAACAGUCUAAGAAAAAAACCAUCAAUUCCUUCCGUAAGACAACUAAAAAUAUGCAUUUUCCGAUUUUUGAAACAUAUGAAAAAAUUCUUGUGUUAAUGGACUUUGAUGACAUGGAUGAAAUUUCUUUGACAAAAGAAAUUAUUUACGAGAAUAAGAGUUGUCCUGAACAUCUCAUAAACAUGGAAAAUUGGGCUCACUGUAGUAUUAAUAUUGUUAAAACACAUGUUAAGUCUAGUCCUCAACUAAUACAGAACAACAGUAUAUAUACUAAUGAAAAAUUUUGUGAAAUAAAUCUGCGCAACCAAGAUGUCGAUACUGAAAGAAAACAGGAGCAUAAUAAGAUCAGUAGCUUUAAUUUAAAGUGCAUAUUUGAAGAUUUCUUCAGUAUUGGGCAACAGGCCAUACCGACAAGGCAUGACACAAAACAUAGUGAACAAACCAAUCCCAUGAUUAUAACUCCCAUGCUAAAUUUUGGAAACUUGCUAAGCAAAAUUGAAGGAAAAAAGCAUGACUUAAUUUUGAAGGAGGAAGUAAAAGUCACAGCACAAAGUUUAACAAACAGUUGGCAAGUUCAUAAAGAUAUUAAGAAAGAAAAGGAAGAGAAAAAUAGUUUUUAUUCAAUGGAUGGCAUGUUUUCUAUGCAACCAGUUUCAUUAAUGAGUAAGAAAGUAAAUGUGGAAGAAACUAAAUAUAUUAACCAAAAUAACAUAGCUGACAGAAAUGAAUAUGAGAGUAUUUUGCAAGGAAAUGAGUUAGCUAAUUCAAAGCAUUUUCAUCCAAAGAAUGACUCUACAGAAUGUGUUAAUCAUCACUUUGAAACUGAUUUGAGUGUAGGGAACAAUGAAUGUUUUCAGAACUUAACUUCCAAGUGUUUAUCAACAGAAGCUCUGACAAUAGUAAAAGAUUUUGAGAUGAAGAGUAAAUUUGAUUUAGUACUUGAAGAACUUCGUAUGUUUCAUGAAAUUAGUAGGGAAAAUGAAAUUCUAAACACUGUGGAAACAAACAAUGGGCAAGAAAAUUACUUUGGAGAAAAUAAUGAUGUUGAGGAGGUAAAAAGAGAGAUAAAAAAAGAUUUGAAAAUGGUUACAGUCAAGAAAAUAUGUGCAUCUUCUUCGUUCUGUGAUACUAUAGCAGGUCCUGAUAUGCAUAAAAGACACCAAAGUUUAUUUAAAUGGAAAACAGUAUCCCAAAAUUGGGAACAGGAAGUUUCUAAUGAAUAUUGCUGUCCAAGAAAAUCAGAGGAAGGAUUACUCUAUUCUACUUCUGAGGAAGACUGUGAAAAGCUUUCACCUGAAAGACCUGCUUUUUUCUCUGAUGAAUUUAAAGACGGAAAAAUUAGUUAUUUACUGAAGGGAGGUAGUAAUUUUUCACAUGGAAUUUCAAGAAUACUACCUCUUAAGACAUGCAGUCGACCAAUCAGAGUUGGUUUGUCAAGAAAAGCUAAGCUUAAACAACUUCAUCCCUAUCUGAAAUAA